Messenger RNA from Phycodurus eques (leafy seadragon), 3856 nucleotides. RefSeq names its product hydroxysteroid (17-beta) dehydrogenase 3 (gene hsd17b3). Gene Ontology annotation, cellular component: endoplasmic reticulum. NCBI's taxonomy places the organism in Eukaryota, Metazoa, Chordata, Actinopteri, Syngnathiformes, Syngnathidae. Gene Ontology annotation, molecular function: testosterone dehydrogenase (NADP+) activity. The record is from RefSeq and is a predicted model, not a curated record.
AUGGCUGACAGAGACGACAUGUGCAGCAGUUGUUGGACAGCGGGGGGAGAGAGUGAGUGUUCCUUACAAGGGAGUGUCCUCUUUGGGAGGACGAUCACUACUUUCUGUGUAUAUUUAUUUUGGUUGGAUCACUCAUCGACAUCCUGAGCAGAGUACAUACACAGCAGAAGCAGCAGCGGUGGGAACAGCAGUGUGUGCCUCAGGUGCUGGACAAGCAUGAAGAGCUUGAUGGAAUGGUUUUUCACUACUCUCGGUGCUGUGGUUGUCAUCUACUAUGGAGUGAAGCUGCUCCUUUUCACAAGGAUGCUUUAUCCCAAAAGGUGGUUUCCGCUGCGCAUCUUCUUUUUGUCCAUGGGGGAGUGGGCAGUGGUGACCGGAGCUUCAGAGGGCAUAGGAAGACAAUACGCCUUGGCGCUGGCUGAACAAGGGAUGAAUGUGGUUAUCAUGAGCAGAACCAAAAUGACUUUGGACAAGGUGGCCAAGGAAAUAAGCGAAACUACACAUCGGAUGGUAAAAGUGGUCGUGGUAGACUUCACCAAGGACAACAUCUUCAACGACAUUGAGGAGGAGCUUAAGUACCUGGACAUUGGUGUAUUAGUUAACAAUGUAGGCAUGCUGCCCAGUGUGAUCCCUCGCAGAUUCCUUGAAGAAGAAGAUCUGGACCAGAUAAUCACGGGUGUGAUAAACUGCAACGUGAAAACCAUGGUGAAGAUGUGCAAAAUAGUCCUUCCAGGCAUGGAAAACAGGAGAAAAGGGGUGAUAGUAAACAUUGCAUCCGGAAUUGCUUCCAUCCCGUUCCCUCUGUACUCGCUGUACGCUGCAUCGAAAAUAUUUGUGGAGAGAUUUUCUCAAGGUCUUCAUGCAGAAUACAAAGAUAAAGGUGUUAUUAUACAGGCAGUCACACCCUUCGGGGUCUCCACUCGAAUGGUGCGCUACCAGCAAACAAACAUGGCCAUGCUGUCCCCUCGAGACUUUGUGAAGAGCUCCAUGCAGUAUAUCAGAGCUGGGGACAAAACAUACGGCAGCGUCUGUCACAUGUUCUUGGGCUGGUUACUAAACUCCAUCCCACUCAAGAUUCUCCACACGGAGUCUGUAUUGCACGGUCUGCAGGAGUACGUGGAGAGAAAACAGGAAGAAAAGAAAAGCUCCAGCUCUGUAAUAAGCGAAGCUUAAAAAAAAGGAGAGAGCAAUAACAGUGCCAAGUUGUUUGUGUUCCAUCGCAUACAGUAACAGAGGAACCCCGAAAGUCAGACGCAGUCCAUUAAGUGAUGCCGGUUCUUUUGAAAACAUGUUUUCCCUUUGGAAAUCAUAUAAAGUUGUUGUGACGUUUGUGUUGUCGCGUCAGGGCUCGCCGCAAAGAGUGACUUGCAUUAAUUGUUUGGCACAGUUUUUAUGCCAGCUCCCCUGACUGACGCAACCCAAACAUUUUUUAUCUGGGCUUGGGACCUGGAAAUCAUGUCCUGAAUUCAGUGAAUUAAUUCCAUAAAACUGUUAUGAACAGUACAGGGCAAUAUUUGAAUUCACAUUUUUAACAUUCUUAACUAUCACACAAUGUUUAAAUACUGUUAAAGUUAACCAAUGAGUAAUACCUAUAAAUACAACUAAAAUAGAGUAAAACUACUCAUCAUUUGAAGAAACCUAACAGACACAAAAUGAAGUAGGAACAGGAAACAAGCUUCUGCGGUCAUUUUCAAUCUCAUCAUUGGGCACUAAGCUUUUAGCUAUUUAUGGUACAAUCUGCUCAGUAAAAUUAUGUAUGUAAACCCCUAAAUAGCAAAUAUCCGCUAGUUGACACCCCCAAAAAGGGUUAUAAUUGCCCAUAGAUGCCACCAGAUGGCGCCAAAGCAAUACUGUUACAGUUUUGCGCAAAAACAGCAAAUAGGUGAGUUUAAAAGUGAAUAAUGAAUGUGAGGUUAAAAAGAAAAUUGAUGAAAAGAUGAAUUUGCAAAUAAGCAGGGAUUCAUUGUAUUGUACCGAGCAGCCAGACCUUUUCCUAUGUCGUGGUCAGUUCCAUUUUUGGUUCAAUGGUUAUCAUCCCACAUUUCCUUCUGUGGUGGCAUCACAAAAAAAGCCAAAGAAAAAGCAAAAACGUGCCAAUAUAUUAAUGCAACGAAUAGCAAAAACAUUUUUACAAUUUCCUAUAUUAAUACUUUAAAUCGUAAAUGUACCACAAACUAUGAUUCCAAACACUAAUAUCAUUUCAAGCACAUUUUAUAACAUUAUCCUUAAAAAUAAAUAGCUUACAGAUUAUUUGAUUUUGAAAAAAUGUGUCGGAAGUGCAUGUGUGCAUGCGGCAAAGACUCUCUAACAACAACAAUAACCCAGGCUAAACCUACUUCCUCCCUGAGAUACAGAGCUCGUCUCUCGGUUACGAUGUAUCACUUCAACAUGCUUCUUUGACACUUUUUAUUGAGAUAGAGCAUAGGCCUUGUGACAUCCUGUGGCAUUGUUUCAGAAAGGGCACCCAAAAAAACAAACAAACAAACAAAAAACACAAAAUAGAUAAUUUUAGUGCAUAGCUGGGGAAAUGUACUCCCCCCAAAAAGACCUGAACAGGUGAAUUUGUGAAUAGUGAACCAUGAAUGUCCGGGAGAUUACUUUAAUCAACGAGAUGCUCAUUGAACCAAAGUUUCAUUUUCCGUGUAUGACGUCACAAAUAAUGGUUUCAACUUCAAAGUUUUGUUUGACUUGGAGACAUUACUGUUGGGAAAAUUUGGGUGGCAAUUCACAUACAGUAGUUUGACUUUGGAGGUUUACAUGUGUCCUGAAGUUGGAAUAUAGGAAGUGCAGGCAUUGGGAAUUUGUGAGGAAAGUAAGUAAUGUAGAAAAAUACCACACUGAGUGUUAUUUGAUUACUAAGAGUUGUUACAUAUCAUGGUCAAAGAGUUAUGGUUUGUCUUUAUGUUGAUGUUGAAUUUAUUACUGAAUUUGUAAUGUAUACUGCAAUAUUUAACUAAGGCCACUGGAGGUGCAACGCAAGGGUUUGGAUGAUUCCGGUUGUGGAGCAGGACAGGACUUCCUUAGAAUUUCUUGUGGAUGUUAAGUCUGAGCCCUUUAAGAAGAAGAAUUUUAGAUUUGUUUUUUUGUUAGUGAAGACAAGAAAAACAUUGUCAAAGAUUCAUGCAAAUUAGGUGGGUUCAACUACAACAAUUGGUCAGCAUUAACAAAAAAACUAAACGUGAUAAUGAUGCUCAGUAUUGAUUGAUACCACUGGAGAGGUAUUUGAACUGUGUUUAUUCUAUUGUCAUUUUAUUUUGAUGUGGUGGAUUAGUUUCAUAUUUGACCAUAUACUGUGUGUGGCUGAAAUAUAUUUCACCUGCAGGCAAAGCAAUUGACAUAGAAUUAAUAUUCAUUUAUUGGUUUAUAUUCAUAUUGGACGUGUUUGUAGCUACUCAACAUUAUUAUUGGGACCUGUCAUUUUGCUGAAUUUCUGUGCUACAUGAAUGGUGUCAAAAACCAGUGAAUCCCAACCACCGCACAGGAAAUUCUCCAAUUUUAUCUUAUUGGUCUGAUUUUGUUGUUGUUCAUCUAUCUAUGCCAGCAACAUAUAGUGAAAGGCAGAACAAAUAAAUGCUGUUCCAUUAGAUAGCAGAAGGUACAAUUAACUUAUGUAUCCACCAGUUGCCAUUUAUUCAACAAAAUAAUUGCUUUGUGUUCAACUAAACAGACCCAGAUUUCACUCUGAUUAAGUUCAUAUGUGAGUAAAUUUAGACAAAAUCAUUUCAGAACUGUAUAUAUACUUUGAUAUAUUUUUUGGUUGGUGGUGUGCCGUAUGAUUUUUACAUGUAACGUGCCUUGUCUCAAUAAAGUUUGGGGAAAAAAAUGGCAAACAAUUUAAUAAAGCUUGUGUAGAUGU